CGUGGUCUGCGGACGAAAAGAGUUCGCACAGACUAAAACAAACCCCAACAAUGAACACUUUUGAAAAGCAGCUGGCGGAGAUUAUACACGAACACCCAAAUCUGUACGACCAGUCCCGGCGGGACUAUAAAGACAACCUGAAGGCGUACAUGUCGUGGAAAGAGAUCGCACUUGCCAUGGGAAAGUCUGAAGAAGCGGUGAAGCUGAAAUGGAAAAAUCUGCGGGACAAGUUCUGCAAAGCGAAGAAGCGGAUGGCGAAGAGAAACCAGCCGCUGCUCACAGACGACGAGAACUCGGUGGAGAGGCCCGUCCCGGUGCUCUACAACCAGCUCGCCUGGCUCACUCCCUACGUUAAACCUAGAGUAAGAGCUGGCAUGGGAGACACUGCCGAGAUAACUGGAAGUGGAGAUGACAUGGAGAAAGAGCAAGAUAAAGAUCAGAAGGAGCAGCAUGUUCCCCUGCCUGUCGUCAGCACUAGUUUCCCUCUUGUGGAGUCCUGUCCAACCAGCCAUGAUGAGAUGGGAGUUUCUCUCAAACGUAAAAGGCAAUCAAUCACAGAAACUGAUAUAAGUUCUGGAGAUGCCCUUACCAACCUCAGAGAUGAAGAUGAACUGUUUUUGCUCAGCCUCCUGCCCUCGCUGAAGAGGCUCACCAUUAAAAAAAGAAUGGAGGUGCGGAUGAAAUUCCAGCAAGUGCUUUAUGCUGCAGAGUUUGAGGACUGAAGAGUUAAUUUAAAGG
Molecule: messenger RNA, 738 nt
Organism: Scomber scombrus (Atlantic mackerel)
Lineage: Eukaryota; Metazoa; Chordata; Actinopteri; Scombriformes; Scombridae
Exons: 2
Coding region: 51-722 (223 amino acids)
Biological process (GO): regulation of transcription by RNA polymerase II
Cellular component (GO): transcription regulator complex; nucleus
Molecular function (GO): DNA binding
Source: RefSeq, a predicted model, not a curated record